CCACUGACACCGUCAUCGCAUUAUGGCAGCCUCCAGAACCAAAAUUUUUUGUUGUACGCUGUCUGGUUUAAAACUAGUUGAAACUACCGUUUCUAAUUUUUACUGGUGCGAAUUAUGGUCAAAAUUGAAAUCUUAGUAGGUUUCAGGCUUGAAGCUUUUAUCUGUGAAAAUGUUAGCGAGCUCUGACACCUGAUUACGUUGUCAACAGCUAGUAAAGAUAUUGUGCACGGUGCACCUGUCGUCUCUGGCACGUAUGCGCUGAAGAGACUUCCUUGCGCUGUGCUCACUGCGAGCCUACAGUAAUGCAGCGUUGGCUUGUUUUUGCGAGAAGAAAUCUGCUGACCUGUGGCGUAACCUGCAAUACCACAAGAGCUGCGUCAACUGGGCCAACAGAAUUGAAGAUACUCAACAAACUGAAGGAAGCCCUCAACCCGCAAGAGCUCCUGGUUGAGAACGAGAGCUACAUGCACAAUGUUCCCAAAGGAUCUGAAACACACUUCCGGGUGACUGUCGUGUCGUCCAUGUUCGAGGGUAAAAGUUUAGUGCAGCAACAUGCCAUGGUGUACGCUGCAUUGAAAGACGAGCUGAAGAAUCCGGUUCAUGCUCUCGCAGUUGAGACAUCGACGCCGGACAAGUGGCAAUCGAAGACGGGAAAAUCACCACCUUGCCUAGGGGGAAUGAAGAGGGAAGGCCGAGACAAAGACUGAAGCAGUUGUAGCAACCAUGGUUGUUCACAUAGCUCUAGAGAACGCUGGUCGUCUGUUAUGGAAGGGAAAAAAAGCGCAUGCGGUCAUUAUAUAGUUAUGCUUGUUGUUUCCGUUAAUGGUUGUUUUAUAGUGCCUUCAUUCUGUUUAUUAUUGCACUAAAGUCAAUCAAAAAUGA
This is a messenger RNA of Dermacentor andersoni, 882 nucleotides long. RefSeq names its product DNA-binding transcriptional regulator BolA. Lineage: Eukaryota; Metazoa; Arthropoda; Arachnida; Ixodida; Ixodidae. Gene Ontology annotation, cellular component: mitochondrion. The record is from RefSeq and is a predicted model, not a curated record.